AUGAAAUUGGUCAUUCUUGUAGCUUGUGCCCUUAUGGCCAUCACUGUUGCAGCUCCUCCAGAACCACCCAAGAUCGUCCGCUCCGAGUACGAACAAAGUCCGGACGGAGGCUACUCCUACACCUUUGAAACUGAUGAUGGUGUUGUACGACAAGAGACAGGUGUGAUCAAAGAGGCCUUUGAUGAAGAAAACAAACCUCACAACGUAGUAGUCGUUCGCGGCUCCUACAGCUACAAAAAUCCCGAUGGCAUCGUUGAGGCAAUUAACUAUUCUGCUGACGAGAACGGUUUCAAAGCUGAGGGAGACUCCAUCCCCAAAAACCCUCCCGUAAGAAGAUAA
Messenger RNA from Arctia plantaginis, 339 nucleotides. NCBI's taxonomy places the organism in Eukaryota, Metazoa, Arthropoda, Insecta, Lepidoptera, Erebidae. The record is from the annotation of a GenBank genome assembly.